Colletotrichum costaricense is the source of this 1584-nucleotide messenger RNA. RefSeq lists its product as uncharacterized. The transcript is spliced from 2 exons. The coding region runs from base 1 to 1584 and encodes 527 amino acids. The record is from RefSeq and is a predicted model, not a curated record. NCBI's taxonomy places the organism in Eukaryota, Fungi, Ascomycota, Sordariomycetes, Glomerellales, Glomerellaceae.
AUGAAGUUCUCCGCUGCCACUACUCUGGCUGCCCUUCUGGGCGCCGCCUCGGCCGGCUCCAAGUCCGAUGACAGAACCUUUGCCGUCCUCCGCUUCAACAACAAGCAGCUCGUCAAGACCCGUGUUGAUCCCAUCAUCAACCCCGGAAAGCCCGCGACCCACGUUCACGGCGUCAUGGGAGGAAGCAACUUUGGCAUGUCGGCCACUGGCGAGACUCUAUCCCAGUCCAAGUGCACCAACGCCAUGAUCAACGGCGACAACAGCGCCUACUGGUUCCCGUCUCUUUACUUCCAGGACCCCAAGACCAAGGAGUUUGAGGCUGUCGAUGUUUUCUAUGUCAACGUCUACUACUUCUUCGAUGGCACCGAUGAUGAGAUCAAGGCCUUCCCCAAGGGCCUGCAGAUCUUUAGCGGUAAUUCCUCCGCUCGCGUUGCCCCGUCGUCUGGAGGCAAGGAGAACCUCGAGCCGGCGGACGGCCCCAUCCAGCCUGUUCAGUGGACUUGCCCCAGAUCCAACUACAACCCGCCAUCGUACCCUGCCAACUCUGACGGCACUACCGCCGGCAUCGUCGAUCCCAACAAUGACGGCUCCGGAGUCGGCUUCCCCGACCAGAACUGCGACGGCUACGCUUCUCCCCUCCGUGCCGAUGUCCACAUGCCUUCCUGCUACAACCCCAACGCUGCCCUGACUGACUACGAGAGCAUGGCCUGGCCCUCGAACAAGGGUGCGUCGAACAGCCGCCGCAAGAACUGCCCUGCCGGAUGGAUCCACGUUCCUCACAUGUUCUUCGAGGUUUACUGGGACACUCCCAAGUUUGCCAGCCGCUGGACUCCCGGCCAGGGCUCGCAGCCCUUUGUCCUCUCCAACGGUGAUGCCACUGGUUACAGUCUCCACGCCGACUUCAUCGCUGCUUGGGAUGAGACCGUUCUCCAGCAAAUCAUUGACAACUGCAACGCCGGCUCUUCUGGUAUGGACAAGUGCCCUGGUCUCCUCAAGGGCCUCAACACCAACAAGGACUGCACAAUCUCCUCUCCCGUUGACGAAGUUGUCGAUGGUCUCAUGAGCAAGCUUCCCGGCAACAACCUCCUCACCUCCUUCGGUGCUGUCGUCAGCGGUGGCAGCAGCAGCAGCGGCAGCGGUAGCGGCAGUGGUUCUGUUGCCAACCCUUCUGGUUCCUCUGCCUCGUCUGCGGCGACGGCUGCUUCUGCAAAGCCCUCCGCCGUCCAGCCUUCUGCCAGCAAGCCCGCCACCUCUGGCUACGUCAGCCAGGAGGAAGUCCCCAAGACAUCCGCCGUGGUUUCUUCCGAGCUUCCCAUUCAGGUCGCCCCUGAGAAGGCCAGCACCAAGGCUGCCGAGACGUCUGCCGCUGCCGCCGUCCCUACCACCAACGCAGUCCCGCCCAAGCCCUCGGCAUCUGGGUGCUCCCGCAAGACCAGGACCGUCUACAAGACCGUCACCGUCACCUCUCCCGCAGAGGAGUCCAAGGCCGCUGCGACCCCCGUCGGCUCUACCGACAACUACAAGGCCCGUCGCCACGUCCACGAACACGAGCACCUCCACCGCCACCGCAGCAACCGCAAGUAA